CUUUAGUAUUUGGUGAUGCCCCAUGCUCUAGAGUGGCCCAGCCUGACUUCACAGUGGCUUCCAGAUGUAACCAGACCAGAAGGGAAAGAUUUCAGCAUUCAUCGACUUGUCCUGGGCACACACACAUCAGAUGAACAAAACUACCUUGUGAUAGCCAGUGUGCAGCUCCCUAACAACAAUGCCCAGUUUGAUGCAUCACACUAUGACAGUGAGCAAGGAGAAUUUGGAGGGUUUGGUUCAGUUAGUGGGAAAAUCGAAAUAGAAAUCAAGAUCAACCAUACAGGAGAAGUAAACAGGGCCCGUUAUAUGCCCCCAAACCCUUGCAUCAUUGCGACAAAGACUCCAUCCAGUGAUGUCCUUGCUUUUGACUAUACAAAGCAUCCUUCUAAACCAGACUCCCCUGGAGAGUGCAACCCAGACUUGCAUCUCCAUGGACAUCAGAAGGAAGGCUGUGGGCUUUCUUGGAACCUAAAUCUCAGUGGGCAUUUAGUUAGUGCUUCAGAUGACCAUACCAUCUGCCUAUGGGACAUCAGUGCUGUUCCAAAGGAAGGAAAGGUGGUGGAUGCAAAGGCCAUCUUUACAGGCCAUACUGCAGUAGUAGAAGAUGUUUCCUGGCAUCUGCUCCAUGAGUCUCUGUUUGGGUCAGUUGCUGAUGACCAGAAACUUAUGAUUUGGGAUACUCGGUCAAACAAUACUUCCAAACCAAGCCACUCAGUUGAUGCUCACACUGCUAGAGUGAACUGCCUCUCUUUCAAUCCUUAUAGUGAAUUUAUUCUUUCGACAGGAUCAGCUGACAAGACUGUUGCUUUGUGGGAUCUAAGGAAUCUGAAACUUAAGAUACAUUCCUUUGAAUCACAUAAAGAUGAGAUAUUCCAGGUUCAGUGGUCACCUCAUAAUGAGACUAUUCUGGCUUCCAGUGGUACUGAUCACAGAUUGAAUGUUUGGGAUUUAAGUAAAAUUGGAGAAUUGCAAUCUCCAGAAGAUGCAGAAGAUGGCCCACCUGAGUUGUUGUUUAUUCAUGGUGGUCACACUGCUAAGAUAUCUGAUUUUUCCUGGAAUCCCAAUGAACCUUGGGUGAUUUGUUCUGUAUCAGAAGACAAUAUCAUGCAAGUGUGGCAGAUGGCAGAGAACAUUUAUAAUGAUGAAGACCCUGAAGGAAGUGUGGAUCCAGAAGGACAAGGAUGCUAGAUAUAUCUGCACUCAUG
Messenger RNA from Fukomys damarensis (Damara mole-rat), 1205 nucleotides. Its product is annotated as histone-binding protein RBBP4-like. Gene Ontology annotation, molecular function: histone binding. Gene Ontology annotation, biological process: regulation of gene expression. The transcript has a single exon. Gene Ontology annotation, cellular component: NuRD complex; ESC/E(Z) complex; nucleus. The record is from RefSeq and is a predicted model, not a curated record. Lineage: Eukaryota; Metazoa; Chordata; Mammalia; Rodentia; Bathyergidae. Bases 16 to 1188 code for a protein of 390 amino acids.